This is a messenger RNA of Penaeus monodon (black tiger shrimp), 1607 nucleotides long. Its product is annotated as transmembrane protein 120 homolog. Lineage: Eukaryota; Metazoa; Arthropoda; Malacostraca; Decapoda; Penaeidae. The record is from RefSeq and is a predicted model, not a curated record. Gene Ontology annotation, cellular component: membrane.
AUGUCUAGGGAUAAAGCAGUGAGCAUGGGUCUUUUUCUUUUUUUUUUUUUUUUUCUUUUUUAUAAUAAUAAUAAUUUCAGGUUAGACCAUAAAGAUGAUCCAGACAAUGAGGAAAGGAACAAGCUCUUGCAGACGGACCUCAUUCGCCGAAAAGCCCAGCUCUAUGACAUGGAGAACAAUAUCCCGAAGCCAAGUGGUCUCUACUUGAAGAUUAUCCUGGGAAAUAUCAAUGUCUCUAUUCUGAAUAAAGAUGACAAAUACAGAUAUAAGGAUGAAUAUGAGAAGUUUAAGUUGGUUAUUAACCUUGUGGCAUUUGCCAUUUCAACUUUCAAUAUUAUCACAAAUUUCAGGACAGCUGAUCUCACCCAUAUGUUCCUUUUAGUUUGGUAUUACUGUACCCUUACAAUCCGUGAGAGUAUACUCAAGGUUAAUGGUCAAAAAUUUAAGGGGUGGUGGAGGCCACACUCAUUUCCAUUACUCUCUGGCAUCUUACUUAUAUGGCCCAAGGGAGAAACAUAUUCCCUUCGCAAGCAGUUUAUGAUGUUUAACAUGUAUAUCAGUUUUGUCCAGUACCUGCAGUUUAUGUAUCAACGUGGAUGCCUUUAUCGUCUUAAGGCACUUGGGGAGCGACACAAUAUGGAUAUUACAAUUGAAGGAUUUCAUUCCUGGAUGUGGCGUGGACUAGGGUUCAUUCUACCCUUCCUCUUUGUUGGUUACUUUUGGGAACUUUACAAUGCAUACACCUUAUAUCUGCUCUCCUUCACUGAUAAUGCUGAGUGGCAUGUGUCAACUCUUGCAGUCUUAUUUUUUGUAUUAUUCCUGGGCAACACACUUACUACCAUCUCCAUCAUACCCCAGAAGAUUAAAGAACGAAUGAAGUUGAAAUACCGUUUCACACGCCUGGACAAGUAUAUCUGGACACAUAAAAAGCAGAAAGUCUCAUUCAGGAAUCCUGAGUCCCCCCAGAGGCGAACACCAGCUGCUCGAGCUGCAUCCUUCAACAGGAAGAAGACAGAAGUCAGAGAAGAAGAAAAUGUUACCAAGUGUCAAGAACAGCAGGCAAAUUCCAUAAUGAUAGACCCCAAAGUUUCCAAAGAUGUAGAAGAUCAAAAUUCUGAAGCCCAGCAGCUCAAUGACAUGCUGGACGAGCUGACCAAAGACAUAGAUUUCGUGGAGGUUGAUAAAGAGAAUGAAGAUGAACCUGAGGAAGAUGACCUUGAUGAACAUGUGACUGAUGAAGCUUGUAAUGUAAAAGAAGUUGAAACAGUCAGUGAAUUUUCUGAUGAAACAAAGAAAGAUAUAUAGAUGAUUAACUUGGAAGAGAAAAGUUUAUAUUUGAUAAUAAAAUCAAAAUAAAGCCAUAGUGUACCCACCUUCCAAACUCUUAUUAAUAAGAAGCACAUUUCCAUAUUUUUUGGAUGGAUGAAGUAAGCUAUAUUUCUAAAGUAUAAAAAAAGGAGAGAGAGGGGAAAAAAAGAAAAAAAAUAUAUAUUUUUACUGUUACUUUCCCAAAUAACCUAAAGAGUAAGAUGUUUAUGGAUUGAAUAUACCUGUCAGAAAUACCAUGAGCAGUGGUAAGAAUUCAUAUGUAAGGUAUGUUAAUUAAG